GCGCGCAGUUUCGUUCCAACAAUCAGCGCAUUCAGUUCGUUUCGUUCGGUUGUAGGUUAUUUUUAAAAUAUGUAUACCACACAUCCAUAUACCACACACUAGGCGGCUGGUGACUUUCGAUCGCAAGAUCCCCGUGGAAGCUGCCGUGCCGGGCAUAGUAGCAAACAAUAAGACCAUCUGCAUCCUGUGCUUGAGUGCAGAGUCCCCCCCCCCCGCGGUUCGAGUACACACAUCAACGAACAUUCAACGAGUGUCGUAGCGACGAGAUCGGUCAGGGCCUACUCGUUCCCGGAAUGCGUCAAUUGAAUUAAAUAAAAGCAUAAUUCGCCAGUCAAGUCGAGGUCAAUCAAGGCGCUGCACUGGGUCAGUUUGCUGAUGGUGAUGGUGAAUAUUCUUCCUGCUAGUUAGCUAAGCACGUUAUCAGUCAGACAGUGAAACAAUACGCCAAUUUCGAUUGUGUCUCGUUAGUGUUCGUGUGCUUCAAUUGGGUUGUUGGCAAACGUGUGCUCCUCCGUAUCACCAUGAGGUGUCGUGUGCUGUGAGUCUAGUUAUGUUUACUUUUACGAAUUUCGUAAUUACGCUCUUAUCGGAACGGCCUUUCAUACGACGUCGGUAAUCAACCGGCAGAGAGAACACUUUCUCGAGACGAACCAAGCAACUCGUCGUUGACCGAGAGUUCAGUAAAGCCAUCCUCGGUCGCCGUCCGUACAUACAGUCACAGUCGCCAAUGUCACCUCGGAUUGACCCGUGGAGAGGAAGUCACCGGACCACGCCUGGCGACGAAAUCGAAGAAGCUCGUAGCGUUGAAAAGAAUAAAUUAGAAUUGUAAUUCAAUUUCUUGUCGCCCUGCUCAGCUAGCUUGAUAUACAGAAAUCGGAGCAAAGUUGCGCUAGCAGCACACACAAAAAAAAACAACAACGAAUAUGUUUAUGCAUAAUGACGAGUGAAUCAGUUGGAUACGCUAGAACGUGAAGAAAUGGUACACAUAUUGUUCGAGGGGAACAAAGUUGCAGGACCAUAGAUUUGAGUAGAGUGGUAGUUGGUGUAGAACGAACCCUUGUUGAAAUGUAGAAGUGAUGUAAUCACUUACUUCUUGCUAUCUGGUGGUGGUGUAACUAACAUGGACUUUAGAUUUUCUAUAUCUUUUCACUAACAAACCAGUGUAAUCAGUGCUUUCCCGUUGCGGGUAGAAAAGUACACCAAAGAGUUCGGUGCCAUAAAAAAACUAGUUAAAUUAACGGAUGGUUGAAGUACAAUUGUGCAUUUAAGUUGUUUACCUUUGCUAUUUAACUAACAAAAUGAAACGUAAUCGUCAAAUCAAAACAACUAAAGUAACCAAAGCAUCUUCCGGUGCCGGUAGGCCGAAGACAAAAACCAUCAAGCAGGAGAGUAACAACAAUGAUCUGGUUGAGCCCAGUCCAGCUGAACUAACAGCUGUGAUAGAGCAACCCAUCCUACCGGAGGUCGAAGAUCUAGACAAAGGCUUGCUCGUGCUGGCAGUUGAGAAUGAACCGCUGUCGGGUGCAUCAUCAACCGGUGACAUCAGUGGUGGCGAGCAGAAAUCCAGCAGGAAAAAGAACCGCAAGCAGUACAUCUGCCAGGUGUGCAAUAAGAAUUUUAUGGGAGCGAAUGAUCUACGGAAGCAUUUGCGCAUUCACAACGACGAACGUCCGUACGCUUGUGCGCACUGCAACAACCGAUUCCGACAGGCUGGAUGUUUGAAGAACCAUAUCGCCUCUCAACACGGCACGGAUACGUUGUACACGUGCGAUCUGUGCGGGAAGACGUUUCCCAUCAAGGAGCGGCUUCGUUUGCACAUGAGAGUGCAUACCGGCGAGAAACCGUACCAGUGUCCCAUGUGUCCUAAGACGUUUGCCCGUGGUGGUCAGCUCACCCAGCAUCUGGCCACCCACAAUGGAAUCCGGAGACACAAGUGCCCACACUGCUCGUCAGCGUUCUCGUGUGCGGCCAAUCUCAAGAUGCAUCUCAAAAGUCACCUGGACAUUCGUGAUUAUACGUGCCAUAUCUGCGGCAAAGGGUUCUACCGGCCAGAUGCCCUGAAGAAACACCUGCUCUGCUAUCACGCCAAUCUGAAGGCUUUCCAUUGCCAAAUCUGCAACAAAAUGUUCAAAGGUCAUCUCCCGCAGCACAUGCGAACGCACAAGAUGAUUCGUCCACAUGGGUGUGCAGUUUGUGGGGCCGUUUUUUCGCAGCGAUCGCAGCUGGUUGUCCAUCAGCGCAUCCAUACCGGAGAGCGUCCGUACCGAUGUCAGGUCUGCUGGCAGGCAUUCGCACACUCAAGUGUAUUGAAGUUACACAUUCGCAAGCACACUGGAGAGAAACCGUUUGAAUGUCCUAUUUGUAGAGUUGGAUUUUCCCAGCUACCCCAUCUGAAGAAACAUAUGCUCUCUAUUCACAACCAGGACAAAUCAUAUCUGUGCAAAAACUGUAAUGUUUUCUUCAAGACUAAGUUGGACCAUCAAAAUCAUGUAGCGAGCUGUUCACCAGAUGAGCAAGGACCAAUCAGUGUGGAGGAAAUCAUCGAUAGAAAUGUCAAACACGCCAACAGUGGAGUUGAUCCUCCGAUGCCGUUAUCGCACAUGAGAUUUCUGGUGGCUAUUCUGCUGAAAAAGAUCUCCACUGAAGAACGGCUGAAGGAUCUCGGGUUCGACAAAAGAUUAAUCGAUAACGUACUCGUCGAUUCGUUAAAAUGCGCUGGUCGCAAAGCAUGCGACGAUAGAGCGGUGGACCCAGCGUUCCGACUGAAGCAGAACGUGCAAGAACUGCUGGAAUGGACAGUCCCUGCCAAGUAUAUGGAGGAGUUCAAGAAAGCCAAUCGGAGCACCGAAGAGUUACUGGAGGAUUUGACGAACUAAGCUCUACUAACUCGGGUAGAAGGCUUUUCUUUUCUUUCUCGAAUUAUCUAUAUUAUUUAAAAAAAAUCGAAAUGAAUUAUUUGUUAUAGCAAAAGAACUCAAUGUACGAGGUAGAAAAAUUCAGAAAUGGUGUAGCACUAUUCAAUGGACUAUUUUGAAUUCUAUUAUACUAAACUAUUCGUAACGUUAGUUUAUGCACCAAUGAGUAGGAUAAGUAUGUUGAAUUGAAACCCUGGUAUUCCGAUGAUGGGAAUACUGUAAGUUUGUUUAUUGUAAUCAUUUGCAUUUCCAACCAAAGUACACGGAAGUUCCGAAGCCUUGUUGCCAUAUAAUACCAAUAAAAACUUGCCAAAAAAUUUGAACUAAUACAGUCUAAUUUUAGUUGAUAGUUACAUUGAUUUUAUGCCAUAAUGGCUAAGGGAUCUCAGAUGCUUAACAGCAACUAGAGCGAAUUCGAUGUAACUGCAUACAGGGUCUGUGGAGGAUCUAGUCAAAAAACGCCAUUUCGAGAAGUUUAUACAAGUUGUGUAAACGUAAACUGUGUUUUCAUUUAGUUUUUAUGUUUUUGUUAACCAUUUUGUACAUUUAUAUCAUAUUGAAAGCUCAAAACCAAAAAAAUAUUGUUUGUUUUUACAAUCCAAACUUUUGUACUGUACAGAAGGUGAGAGAAAACGAAAACAAUUUACUACUAUGCCAGUGAGCGAUUUUUUAAAAUUAGUAUCAUGCUUAGUGUAGUGGAAUUAGUAACAACAACUAGAUGUCUAGAUAUAACAACAAUUAAGGGGUGAUUCCAAACCGCCCUGUUGCCUGUAAUAAAAUCGAAAGA
Messenger RNA from Topomyia yanbarensis, 3702 nucleotides. RefSeq names its product zinc finger protein OZF. Gene Ontology annotation, molecular function: RNA polymerase II cis-regulatory region sequence-specific DNA binding; histone deacetylase binding; DNA-binding transcription factor activity. Bases 1299 to 2876 code for a protein of 525 amino acids. The record is from RefSeq and is a predicted model, not a curated record. The transcript is spliced from 6 exons. Gene Ontology annotation, biological process: regulation of transcription by RNA polymerase II; cell fate commitment. NCBI's taxonomy places the organism in Eukaryota, Metazoa, Arthropoda, Insecta, Diptera, Culicidae. Gene Ontology annotation, cellular component: nucleus; cytoplasm.